CGUUUGUCGGAAAUGGAAGCUGUUAUUUGACAGCUGUCACCUGUCACUGCGUCCUUUCUUCCUUGUGUUUGGUGGUUUGGACCGUUAAAUACUUUUAUUUUUUGUUUAUGUGUGGUUAAAUUUGAGUGAUUACAGCGCUUGUUUAUUGCAGCAUAAACCAUGUCUCAGUACCGCAAAUGCGCAGUUAGAGGCUGUCAGGACAGUGUUUCAGUACGACAUAGAUUUCCAAACCCGACGAAAUUUAUGUAUGUUUGUGUGCAAUGGGUGGAUUGUAUUCACUUCACAGUGGAAGAAAAUUAUGGUAACAACAGACUUAGGAAGGAUGCUGUGCCAUCACUAAAUCUUCCUGAUCAACAAAUAUCCAACGCAACUGAUGAAAUUCUUGGAAAACCAUCAACUUCAGCAUCAUAUCAACAGUUGGGAGAAGUUUGCUCAGUUACAACUUCACAACCAGGAAAUCUUGAUGUAACUACAGUAGAACCCAUUGAGGAGCAUUAUUCAGAAGCAAGUUCCUCAAGAACAGAAUCUGGAUUAUUGCAUAAGUUAUAUGUAACCAGAGAAACCCAGUUAAGUCCAAAAGCUAAGAAGCUAUAUAAGAUAGCCAGUCACCUCUCUAGAGCUAAUAGAAGACUAAGAUGUACAAGGAGGUUGAUUAGAAGUACCAGAAGUACAAGAGAAGUAUUAAAUGAGGCAUUGCAGCACUUGGACAGCACUGUAGCUACUUUUAUCAAAAGCCAGAUCACACUGGCUGGUAGUAAAUCACAGGGACGGAGAUAUAGCCUAGAAGACAAAUUGAUGGGACUUAUACUUCAUAAACAAAGUGGUAGGGGAUAUCGUCAAAUAUUUGAGUAAUUGCACAUAUCCUUAUACUCCUCAGCAUCAUAUAAAUUGAACUUAGAUCUAGUUAACAUUGACGAGUACUGCAAAAGACAUUGUCUGAAGAUCAAUGCUUCAAAAUGUUCUACCAUGCUAUUUGGCCCAAAACUGUUAGUACAACGGUUAGAUGGCCGAAUUGUUCCUAGUCUUAACGACACCCAUACUCCUAUAGUAGACCAUGCGAAGAAUUUAGGGAUCAUCAUGGAUUCAGAUUUGAGGUUUAAGCAACAUGUUAAGCAUUUAUCUCGCUUAACAUACAUGCGUUUGAAGAUAUACAACAAUCGCCAUAUUCUGAAUUUCAAGACUCGCAAAAAACUGGCUGAGACUCUGGUGCUAUCGUUAAUGAAUUAUUCAAUUGCUGUUUACUUUCCUUGUCUUGAUUACGUGACUAGAUAUCGAGUACAAAAACUUCAAAAUCGUUGCUGUAGGUUCGUUUCUGGUCUGCGAAAGUUUAGCCAUGUGUCUAAGAAGAUCAAUGAGCUUAGAUGAUUGAGGGUUGACCAGCUUUUCACAUAUAAUUUACUAAUUUUAGUACAACGAAUCAAAAUCAAUAGGCUACCUACUUAUCUACUAAAAAGGCUGGUAACACGUGGGGAUCUCAAUUACAGGAAUCUCAGACAUAACUCUGACUUCAAUAUACCUAGUUAUAGGAGCAACAUUUUCUAUCGUAGCUUCACCUACAACGCUGUCAAGGUGUAUAAUAGUCUUAAUAACAAUUGCAAAAAGAAGGGAAUACUUGCAUUCAAGAGAGCCAUUAAGAACCAUCGUCUGGGGUCUGCUAGCCAAGCUAGCUGAUAUAUUUCUUUUUUUUUUUUUUUGUUAGAGCGGGCCAUGUAGUAUUGAUGUAUAACAUCUUAAGAUUACUCUAUUUAAGCCUUAAUUAUUGUACAUAGUCGUGCCAUAAGUUCUGUCCCAUGAUAAUCUCAUGAUAAAAAUGAAACAAGAUAAGAUAUAUUUAUAUGAAAGAUAUUAUUUAUUCGACAACAUUUUUAGAAUUCAUAAUCAAACAGUUUUAUUCAAAAUGUCCCCCCUUGGCCUUCACACAC
Molecule: messenger RNA, 1922 nt
Organism: Acanthoscelides obtectus
Lineage: Eukaryota; Metazoa; Arthropoda; Insecta; Coleoptera; Chrysomelidae
Source: the annotation of a GenBank genome assembly